AUGAGGAAUUUUGUUUCCUACAUUGCACUCUAUUUCCUUUUCUCUUUUACACUCUUACCGAAAUUUCAUUGUGCCGAAAAGACUUUUGCCCCGUCCUUUUACACCGAUGAAAUCUACAAGGAACUUCAGAAUAUCGCUAUUCUUUUGAAUAAGGAUAUCAAAUCAAGUUUAGGUUUCUGCAUUAAGGAUCCGAAAAAAGAUUGGGAAGAAGCUUUUGAUUUUACAGGAAAGUUGGAUUUUGUCGAGUCUUGUGUUAAGAAAAAAGGAGAUUUUAGGGAUCGUAUAUGCACUGCAGCUGAAAUAAGGUACUACUUCCAUGGUUUCUUGGUACAGGGAGCAGCUACUGACAAUUAUGUAAAACCUAACAAGAAUUGCAAUUUGACCUCAUGGGUUUCUGGUUGUGAACCUGGAUGGGGUUGUAGCACGGGCUAUGAGAUUGACCUAAAAAAGGACACAAAUGAAAUUCCAAAGAGAACCAAAGAAUGUAAACCUUGUUGUGAGGGUUUUUUCUGUCCUCAAGGAUUGACUUGUAUGAUACCUUGCCCACUAGGUUCUUAUUGCCCGAUUGCAAAACUGAACAAGACUUCUGGACUAUGUGACCCAUAUAGUUACCAGAUACCUCCGGGAGAACCAGAUCAUGAUUGCGGCGGUGCUGAUAUUUGGACUGGUGUGGUGAACAAUAGUGAUAUAUUUUGUUCUCCCGGAUCAUAUUGCCCAACAACAACACGUAAAGUUUCUUGUGAUCGUGGAUAUUACUGCAGGAUGGGUUCUACUCAUCAGAAUCCAUGCUCCAAGUUCAGCCAAUGUAAUCCAAAUACAACGAACCAAAAUAUGCAUGCUUAUGGCGCUUUGCUUAUUGUUGCAUUGAGUACUGUCUUGAUCUUCAUUUAUAAUUGUUCUGAUCAAGUUCUAGCUACUCGAGAAAGAAGAAAAGCUAAAUCCAGAGAAGCUGCAGCAAGACAGGUAAGAGAAACUGUACAAGCUAGAGAAAGGUGGAAGAUAGCAAAAGAUGCUGCUAAAAGGAAUAAGGCAGGAUUGCAAGAUCAGCUAGUACGCACUUUUUCUCGCAAAAAAUCAACAAAGCAAGUGGAGCAAGCUAAUCCUGCUACAGACAAUUCAGUUUUGCCACCUAUGCCUCCAGAACAACCAUCUCCAGCCACAAAAGGCCAAUCAAAGGAACCUAGCAACCUUACUAAAAUGUUGAAUUCCCUUGAGAGCGACCCUAAUAGUAAUGAAGGAUUCAAUCUAAAGAUUGGGGAUAAAAAUAUUAAAAAACAGUUGCCUAAGGGAAAAAAUUUACAUACACAAAGCCAAAUUUUAAGGUAUGCUUAUGGUCAGAUUGAGAAGGAGAAAGCUCAACAAGACAAAAAUCACUUGACCUUCUCAGGAGUGAUUUCAAUGGCUGCCGAUGGUGAGGAGAUUAGAUCGAGGCCUGAGAUCGAGGUAGCUUUCAAAGAUUUAACCCUUACUUUGAAAGGGAAAAGAAAACAUGUUAUGAGGUGUGUGACAGGUAAAAUCAUGCCUGGUCGUGUUUCAGCUGUGAUGGGUCCUUCGGGAGCUGGAAAAACUACAUUUCUUUCUGCUCUAGCAGGGAAAAUAAGAGGAUGUACUAUGACAGGCUCAAUUCUAAUCAAUGGAAAACCUGAAUCCAUUCAUUGUUACCAGAAAAUUAUUGGAUAUGUGCCGCAAGAUGAUAUUGUGCAUGGGAACUUGACAGUGGAGGAAAAUCUCCGUUUCAGUGCAAGAUGCAGACUAUCUGAUGACCUGCCAAAACCAGAUAAGGUUCUGAUUGUUGAAAGAGUAAUUGAAACCUUGGGACUCCAGGCAAUAAGAGAUUCCCUUGUUGGAACAGUAGAGAUGCGAGGCAUAUCUGGUGGGCAACGAAAACGUGUAAAUGUAGGGUUGGAGAUGGUUAUGGAGCCUUCAUUGUUAAUCUUAGAUGAGCCUACAACUGGUCUUGACAGUGCAUCUUCCACUUUACUACUGAAAGCACUCCGUCGUGAAGCUGCUGAAGGAGUAAACGUCUGCAUGGUACUUCACCAACCGAGCUAUACUUUGUUCAGAACGUUUGAUGAUAUAAUAUUUCUAGCAAAAGGUGGUCUUACUGCAUAUCACGGUCCUGUAAAAAAAGUAGAAGAAUACUUUGCUGGCAUUGGAAUCGUUGUUCCCGAUCGUGUGAAUCCUCCUGACCAUUAUAUUGACAUUUUGGAAGGUUUAGUGAAACCAAAUGAAGGUGUGACUUAUCAACAACUACCUGUGAGAUGGAUGCUUCAUAAUGGUUACCCAGUACCACCAGAUAUGCUUCAUUUUGCUGAUGAAAUUUCUGCUUCAUCAUCUUCCACAAAUAUAACUCAUGCAACUAAGGGUACUGAUGAGGCUACUGAUCAAUCAUUUGCGGGAGAGUUUUGGCAGGAUAUGAAAAGUAAUGUGCAGUUGCGAAAAGAUAAUAUAGAGGCAACCUUUUUAAGGACCAAGGAUUUAUCAAACCGAAGAACGCCUGGUAUAAGUCGCCAGUAUAGAUACUACCUUGGGCGGGUUGGUAAGCAGCAGCUCCGAGAAGCAAAGUCACAAGCAGUUGAUUAUCUCCUUUUAUUAGUUGCCGGUGCUAUCUUGGGAACUCUUACCAAAGUAAACGAUGAAACAUUUGGGUCUCUUGGAUAUACAUAUACUGUCAUUGCUGUCUCUCUACUUUGCAAGAUUGCAGCUCUGAGAUCAUUUUCUCUGGAUAAAUUACAAUACUGGAGAGAGAGUGCAUCCGGGAUCAGCAGUCUAGCUCAUUUUUUAUCCAAAGAUACAAUUGAUCUUUUCAGUACAAUAGUCAAACCUCUUAUUUAUCUAUCCAUGUUUUACUUCUUUAGCAAUCCAAGGUCAACCUUCGGAAGUAAUUAUAUGGUUUUGGUGUGCCUUGUGUACUGUGUGACUGGCAUGGCUUACGCAUUAGCAAUUUAUUUCGAGCCUGCUCCUGCUCAGCUGUGGUCAGUGCUUCUCCCGGUUGUUAUGACUCUCAUUUCAAAUCAGACAAGAGAUACUCUCUUUAUGAAGAUCCUUAUAAAAAUGUGUUACCCAAAUUGGGCUUUGGAGGCCUUUAUAAUUGCAAAUGCUGAAAGGUACACUGGGGUGUGGUUGAUAACUCGUUGUAAUUCAUUGAUGAAUAGCAGCUAUAAUGUCAAUGAAUGGCCUAAAUGUCUAGCUGUCCUCAUUUUAUAUGGCAUAGUUGCCCGAAUCGUGGCAUUCAUUUGUCUCAUGGUCACCCAAAAGAAGUGA
Messenger RNA from Lathyrus sativus (Indian pea), 3264 nucleotides. NCBI's taxonomy places the organism in Eukaryota, Viridiplantae, Streptophyta, Magnoliopsida, Fabales, Fabaceae. The record is from the annotation of a GenBank genome assembly.